Olea europaea var. sylvestris is the source of this 993-nucleotide messenger RNA. RefSeq names its product NDR1/HIN1-like protein 1. The record is from RefSeq and is a predicted model, not a curated record. NCBI's taxonomy places the organism in Eukaryota, Viridiplantae, Streptophyta, Magnoliopsida, Lamiales, Oleaceae. The transcript has a single exon. Bases 138 to 767 code for a protein of 209 amino acids. Gene Ontology annotation, biological process: defense response to other organism.
GGGUCAGCAGUUCUCGACUCCACUCUAAGCCUAUAUAAAAUGUAAACCACCUCCUCCCCGUUUCUCCUACAAUACUCAUCAACUCCUCACCUCCACCUUCCACCACCACAUUUGCCACCGCCACCACCACUUGAAAAAUGACGGAGGAGAAGUGUGCCGAUGACCAUAGCGAGCGACGGAUAAUAAUCCGGCGAUGUUGCACCGGCCUUCUAAUCUUCACCUUCACCAUCCUAGUAAUAAUCCUCCUAAUUUGGGCCAUUCUCCAACCCAAGAAACCCCACUUUACCCUCCAAGACGCCACCAUCUUCAGCCUCAACGUCUCCUCCCCGAACAUCAUCUCUUCCAGCAUUCAAGUCACCAUCAACUCCCGGAACCCUAAUUCCAGAAUCGGCAUUUACUACGAGAAAAUGGAAGUAUACGCCACCUACCACAACCAACAAAUUACCUACUACACCGUCAUUCCGCCGGUGUACCAAGGCCACAAGGACAUCAAUAUCUGGUCGCCAUUCGUUUACGGAAGUAAUGUCCCGGUGGCGCCAUACAACGGCGUUGCCCUCAGCCAGGAUAAAUCCAAUGGAGCCAUUUGGCUGAUUAUCAAGAUCAAUGGCCGUGUUAAAUGGAGAGUUGGGUCCUUCGUCUCCGGCAGGUACCAUCUCCAUGUCACCUGUCCGGCGUAUAUUCCUCUCGGAUAUAGCCGGAAUACUGGGAUUGUCGUCGGAAAUGCAAUCAAGUAUCAGCUUUCACAGACCUGUAGUGUCAGUGUGUGAUCAAGAAAAGGGCUAAUUUUUCUUCCUAUAUAAGUAAUGCAGUUUAUGUUAUAUUUUAUAAAUUAACUUUUUUCUUGUUUGCUUUUAAUUAAUGUUCUAUGUAUCAUAUAAUUGUACAUUUUGCUGAUGAAUAAGAAAGCAAAAUUACAAUUCUGUAAUAAUUGAUUGCUGGUAAUUUCCUCUCCGUUGUAGUGAAGUUUACUUUAUGGAGUCACUUUUUCUUGAA